Hemiscyllium ocellatum (epaulette shark) is the source of this 2114-nucleotide messenger RNA. It is a transcript of the gene ltap1, whose product is annotated as chromosome 50 C1orf43 homolog. Lineage: Eukaryota; Metazoa; Chordata; Chondrichthyes; Orectolobiformes; Hemiscylliidae. Gene Ontology annotation, biological process: phagocytosis. The transcript is spliced from 7 exons. Bases 168 to 929 code for a protein of 253 amino acids. The record is from RefSeq and is a predicted model, not a curated record.
CCUCCGGAAAGAGCCGAGGUGGAGGUGGGUCCGUCCCCGAUCCCCUUCCCCCCCACUCCCUUAGCAACCAGCCCCUGCAGAGGGUGAUAACCGGUUAACCUGUGGAUUAAUCGGGUUUAAGUGGCCUCCGUGUUUUAACCAGUCGGUGUUGGUGACAGGUUAAAGACAUGGCCAGUGGGACGAGCUUGUCUGGGGUCAAUGUGGUGCUGGUCAUGGCCUAUGGCAGCCUGGUGUUUGUGCUGCUGUUUAUCUUUGUCAAGCGCCAGAUUAUGAGGUUUGCCAUGAAGUCCCGGCGAGGGCCUCAUGCCCCCAUUGGACACAGCGCACCCAAGGAUCUGAGAGAGGAAAUCGAUAGGAGUCUCCUGAAGGUUCAGGAUCUCGACUACGAACCUCAGCUCCUCGAUGAGGGAGACGCCCGCUUGCUGCAGCUCCAGGAGACGGGAAACCAAGGACCCUACAACUACCUGUACCGGAUGAAGGCUCUGGACGCCAUCAGGCAUGUGGAUCUCCCCACUGGCGAGGGCACCGAUUUCGUCAAAUACCUGACCGGGAAGAGUUUCCGGAACUUUCUGAUGGAGCUGCGGGAGGGCAACACGCCGUUCAGAGGGGUCCGUAAGAAUCUCAUCGACAAGCUCAUCGAUGGCUACGAGUCGGCACGUCACGGCACGGCGUUCUUUGGGAAGGUGGAGUAUCUGAAGUAUCAGCACGCUGUCAAUGAGCUGACCACUAUCCUUCAAUCCCGGAACAGCAGAGGCCCCGCUCACCACCAGGCUGCAGCGAAAGAGCUGACCCAUUCCCCCGAGAGCACCUCCCCCAGCACCAUCCAAGUCACCUACCUGCCCUCCAACCAGAAGAGCAAGAGGCCCAAACACUUCCUGGAGCUGAAGAGCUUCAAAGACAACUACAACACGUUGGAGAGCACGCUGUGAGGGGGCACAGUCCGAUCCCACACCGCCAACGCAGGCCGGAGAGCACAUCGGGAGGGGGCACAGUCCGAUCCCACCGUUAACACAGUGAGGGGGGAGCAGACUGAUCCCACCACCAACACAGGCCAGAGAGCACGCUGUGAGGGGGCACAGUCCGAUCCCACCCCCACCGCCAACGCAGGCUGUGAGGGGGCACAGUCCGAUCCCACCCCCCCUCACCGUCAACGCAGGCCGGAGAGCAGGCUGUGAGGGGGCUCAGUCCGAUCCCACCCCCCCUCACCGUCAACACAGGCCAGAGAGCAGGCUGUGAGGGGGCACAGUCCGAUCCCACCGCCAACACAGAGUGAGGGGGGAGCAGACUGAUCCCACCACCAACACAUUAGAGAGCACACCGUGAGGGGGCACAGUCCGAUCCCACACCCCCACCGCCAACACAGGCCGGAGAGCACACAGUGAGGGGGCACAGUCUCAUCCCCCCCCCCCACCAACACAGGCCGGAGAGCGCACAGUGAGGGGGCACAGUCUCAUCCCACCCACCCCCACCAACACAGGCCGGAGAGCGCACAGUGAGGGGGCACAGUCCCAUCCCACCCACCCCCACCAACACAGGCCGGAGAGCGCACAGUGAGGGGGCACAGUCCCAUCCCACCCACCCCCACCAACACAGGCCGGAGAGCGCACAGUGAGGGGGCACAAUCCCAUCCCACCCACCCCCACCAACACAGGCCGGAGAGCGCACAGUGAGGGGGCACAGUCCCAUCCCACCCACCCACCCCCACCAACACAGGCCGGAGAGCGCACAGUGGGGGGGCACAGUCCCAUCCCACCCACCCCCACCAACACAGGCCGGAGAGCAUGCUGAGUGGACAUUACCUCCCUUUUACCAUUGGGCUGGUUUAUGACGCAGUCUCGUGUUUAUACUGGCUGUGCUGGUGUGUGUUAUUGAAUAUUACUAACCCUGCACUGGGCACGGCUCUGUCGCUGUACAACGCUGGGCUACGGGUCGGCUAUUCUUUAAGUCUCUCCGUUAAAAUCCUGGAACCUGUUCUGUACCCCCUUCUGUGCCUGCACUCUCGUGUGGCAUUACCUUGGUGUCAUUUUUCAAUGAUGGCAUUUGUAUACUCUGCCAAUAUUGUGUUCGUGGUAUUGAGUUGAUUUGUUAAGAGACAACGUUGGCACUGUACAAGA